Molecule: messenger RNA, 2301 nt
Organism: Asterias rubens (European starfish)
Lineage: Eukaryota; Metazoa; Echinodermata; Asteroidea; Forcipulatida; Asteriidae
Product: protein naked cuticle homolog 2-like
Exons: 8
Coding region: 213-1946 (577 amino acids)
Biological process (GO): negative regulation of Wnt signaling pathway
Cellular component (GO): cytoplasm
Molecular function (GO): calcium ion binding
Source: RefSeq, a predicted model, not a curated record
UACGUGUAUUGGAAAUCGAAGGGAUUCCCGCUGAUAAAUGUACUUCAAAAACUACGUUUACAUCGAUGUUACAUCUAGAAUGGACACUUGGAAUUUACUGUGCUAGUAAGGACAACUCUUAUCGCACCAUGAUCUUCGACAGUGACAUCUUGAGUGCCUGAAUUCAUGAAGUUUGUUACGAAAGAAGUGCUGCUAAAAUCAGACAACCUACCAUGGGCAAGGCACCGAGCAAACACAUUGGUUUGUCAACUUUGGGUUUUACCGGUGCAAGCACAAAACGACGAGAAAACCCAGAAGGAGGAACGUACGUCUUGAGUGGUUGUGUGAAUGAUCAGUUCCAGCAGUCAGAGGAAUCUUUGUGGCAUUCCAAGGUUGCUCUCCUAGGUUCCUCCUCUAAUUCCUCGGAGAAACGGACAUUUCAUCUCAACCCAGUCCAGUCCUCAUCGGAUGAGCCCCAUCUGUGCCAGUGCGUCGGAACCCACGUCCCCGUAGGUUUCGCUCAGGACAAUUGUCACAUUCAAGUUGCAUUACCGCCAGAGGUUUCAGGAUCAUCGUGUAGCGUUAAGGUAGUAGCUGUUGAGAAAGGCAGUCCUGACGUUGUUAAACCACCUUUGUCUCCAACGAUGUCAUCAAACAGUGGCAAAGCAACUGUUGGGGCUGUUGAUUGUGACGUAUCGUUGGAUGGGGAAUCAGACCAGCAGGAAUGGGCCUUUACUCUCUAUGACUUUGAUGGACAUAGAAAGGUCACUCGAGAGGACCUAUCAAGUCUUCUUAAAACCAUCUCGGAAGCUCUUGCCUCUACCAUCACCUUGCCAGCCAGCGGGAGUAAGAAACUCAGACUUAGACUUUCCGUCGGAUCGGAGGAUUCCGGCGAACCCAAACCCAUCCACUGCGACUCUAACACCGCGGAGAAUAAAGAGAACAUGGCCAAAGAGGCAAUGCCUCAUCCCGCCGAUGAUGAAGGGGUACCAGUGCCUCCUGCAGAGUACCAGCAACAUCCUCAAGUGAGGAAGGAGAGCGGUGGGAGGAGCCACCGACGACAGGGGAGGACGAUGUCCGCUAGUCAGGCAGAUUGCCCGGGUGUGGCGGGGAGGAAUAGCGGCAAGAGAAGACAGGGACUAAGGAGACACCAAAGUGCCUGCCAUGGCGGUGGUGAAGACACAAGACAAAGUCCGCACCAAGCAAGUAGCUCAUCGUCACCGGUAAGAGAUCACGAAAACAGAGAACGGAGAAAUUACUACGAAGAAUUGGCAGGGAUCGAGAACGACUGCAACCAUCAGGAAGACGAUGACGUUAUACUUGCCCAAGAGAGAGAGGUGGAGAAACAGACACAACUCCCUCAUAGAACCCGGCAUAUCUCCGCUGAGAGGUUACGGAGUAGAGGGCAUAGACAUUCUAAAGGCGGGAAGCACCACCGACGAUCGCGAUCGUUCGAUCUGGAGUCUUAUCCGCAACAGGAGGGGGUGUUGAGUAACGAAGAUCACAAACUGAAAUGCGGAUUGAGACAACGCUAUCAUAAAGACUAUCACAUGCUUCUGUUGGAAGCGUCUCGUGCCAAACUUGAAGGGUAUCAACCACCCUCACCUCCUCCUCCUCACCCAAACAACUCUGCACCCAUGAAACUACCAACGUUCACCACUGCGCCUUCAUCACCUACGAAACUGGCCACGUUUACCCCUACGGCACAGACGAACCUCUACCCAACUCAGAUGCACCCGAGUAGUAAUACAUUUCCAGAGAACUCUACGACGAGCCCCAAGCUAGCUUCGAGGAGGCGCACUCAUAAGAAGCUACGGAAACCCACGCUGCAGCCGUUUACGUAUAUGCAGCAUGAGUUGGCGAGCGGUUUGGAGGGAAUCGUUUACGUACCGGUAUCUCAGAGACAUGAGCAUCAUCAUCAUCAUGAACAUCAUCAUCAUCAUCACUAUCAUCAUUAUCAUAAAUGACUAGUAGUCACUACAACUAGACAUUCGUGCCAAGUUCAUGUUAACUUUGUAGAGUCCCUCAUUAAAUUCAAUAUGUGGAGAGUCUGAAGGGUGGGAGAUUUGACGAGUAUAUAAAAACCUGUAGAAUGACAUAAUGAAAGAAAAGUUGUGAUGCGCUCAAGCAAAAUGAGUCGAUUGUCAACCCGUUGAUUUUGUAUUUGUUGAUACAUUUGUUGACAGCAUUUUUUUUUACGCUGUUAAAGCCCCAGGUAAGAACCUUCUUUGGUUCAUCAGUUGUGAAAGUAGAAACACCAAGAGAUAGGAGAGAUUGAGACGAUAGAAAAGGAGUUAAAGACACCGGACACUAUUGGUAAUU